GCCAUUUUGACGUGACAGUGUAACAGCGGUGGAAAAGAAAAAUCUAGAAGCCGCAAUUUCGAGAUCGUGUCAGGAUGGGGAAUGUGUUUGCCAACCUCUUUAAAGGGCUGUUUGGGAAGAAGGAGAUGAGGAUUCUCAUGGUGGGACUGGACGCCGCCGGAAAAACCACCAUCCUCUACAAACUCAAACUGGGAGAGAUUGUCACCACCAUUCCUACAAUCGGUUUCAACGUAGAAACAGUAGAAUACAAAAACAUCAGCUUCACUGUGUGGGACGUCGGCGGUCAGGACAAAAUCCGGCCCCUGUGGAGACACUACUUCCAGAACACUCAAGGUCUGAUCUUUGUGGUGGACAGUAAUGACAGGGAGCGGGUGAACGAGGCGCGGGAGGAGCUGUCCAGAAUGCUGUCGGAGGAUGAGUUACGCGACGCCGUUCUCCUCGUGUUUGCCAACAAGCAGGACCUGCCGAACGCGAUGAAUGCAGCUGAGAUCACAGAUAAGCUUGGACUGCAUGCUCUGCGCCAUAGGAACUGGUACAUCCAGGCCACCUGUGCCACCAGCGGAGACGGCCUGUACGAGGGCCUGGACUGGCUCUCCAAUCAACUCAAAAACCAGAAAUGAGCCAUUCCUCACUCUCUCUCUCUGUCUUUCUCUUUCUCUCUCUCUGUGUGUGUGUGUGUGUGUGUGCGUGCGUGAGAGUGUAUGUGUGUGUGAAACACACACACACACGCACACACACUGACAAUGCUGGCCAAAACCUUGACUGACCUCCGGUGACCCCUACACCCCUCUCUCACCCUGCCCAAACCCCACACCCACCCACUUAACCUACCUAUCCAUUCCCUAAAGGGUAAGGCUGCAGUGUGUGUGUGUGUGUGUGUGUGUGUGUGUGUGAGAGAGCGAGCCUGUUUGUAUGCACACGUUCGGUUGUGCACGUGUGUUUACUUCAUGUGUGUGUGUAAGACAGAAUGUACAGUGUGUAAGUGAGAGUGUGUGCAUGGAACAGAAUGAAGGUUUCUCUCUGUCUGUUCAGCUGGGAUUGGGAGCGGACCCUGGUGUGCCUUUAACACACUCCCUGAACCUCCCCCCCCCCCCCCCCCCC
This is a messenger RNA of Chanos chanos (milkfish), 1101 nucleotides long. It is a transcript of the gene arf2b, whose product is annotated as ARF GTPase 2b. The record is from RefSeq and is a predicted model, not a curated record. The transcript has 5 exons. The coding region runs from base 75 to 620 and encodes 181 amino acids. NCBI's taxonomy places the organism in Eukaryota, Metazoa, Chordata, Actinopteri, Gonorynchiformes, Chanidae. Gene Ontology annotation, molecular function: GTPase activity; GTP binding.